Messenger RNA from Alnus glutinosa, 2424 nucleotides. Its product is annotated as pentatricopeptide repeat-containing protein At4g21065-like. Gene Ontology annotation, biological process: RNA modification. Bases 112 to 1968 code for a protein of 618 amino acids. The record is from RefSeq and is a predicted model, not a curated record. Gene Ontology annotation, molecular function: RNA binding; protein binding; zinc ion binding. The transcript has a single exon. NCBI's taxonomy places the organism in Eukaryota, Viridiplantae, Streptophyta, Magnoliopsida, Fagales, Betulaceae.
UAAGUGAGAGUACGAGACGUUGCCGCCGGAAAUAAGUAGCCGGUGACGGACAGCAAUUUGUAUAGUUUUAUAGCCGUUAAACCUGUGUCCAAAGCCCAAACCACAUUCUAAAUGCAAGUCUCAGCCAUAAGACCAAAGCUGCUCCGCCUUCGUGCAAUCAACACAACAACACUCACUACCUCACUCCAUCACCUAUCCAACACCACCACCGGCAACAGAGGAGCGGAGCAGCGCUGCUUAGUCCUCCUCCAGGACCACUCCUGCAACUCUCUCCCGAAGCUCGUGCAGACCCACACCCACAUCCUUAAAUUAGGACUCCAAAACAACCCUCUGGUCCUCACCAAGUUUGCCGCCACAUCCUCCGGUCUCGACGCCAUUGACUAUGCUUCAUCGUUUAUAUUCUCGCCCGACUCUGGUACCCGGCUCUACGAUACAUUCCUAUUCAAUACUGUCAUCAGAGCUUAUGCUCAAACUAGACAUUCAAAGGACAAAGCUUUGUAUUUUUACAAUGUUAUGGUUGAUUAUGGAGUUUUGCCUAAUAAAUUCACGUACCCGUUUGUACUCAAGGCCUGUGCUGGCCUCGGGGACUUGAAUUUGGGCAAAUCCCUUCAUGGGUCCGUUGUGAAAUGGGGAUUUGAUGAUGAUGUUCAUGUUCAGAAUACAAUGGUUCAUAUGUACUGUUGUAGCGAUGGAGGGAUUGAGUUUGCUCGUAAGGUGUUCGAUGAAAUGUCAAAGUUGGACUCUGUGUCUUGGAGUGCGAUGAUUGGAGGAUAUAUCCGAUUGGGGUGGUCGACAGAUGCGGUUGGUUUGUUUAGGCAAAUGCAGAUGGAGGGAGUUCGCCCGGAUGAGGUCACUAUGGUCCUGGUGCUCUCUGCUUGUAUAGAUUUAGGUGCACUUGAGCUUGGGAAGUGGGUUGAGUCGUUUAUUGAGAAAGAAAGGGUUCAAAAGACUGUGGAGCUUUAUAAUGCACUCAUUGACAUGUUUGCAAAGUGCGGUGAUGUUGAUAAAGCUCUAAAAUUGUUUAGAAAUAUGAGGGAAAGAACAAUUAUUUCUUGGACUUCUGUCAUUGUUGGUCUGGCAAUGCAUGGCCGUGGUUUCGAAGCUGUUUCCUUAUUCGAUGAGAUAACAGGAGCUGGGAUGGCUCCUGAUGAUGUGGUCUUUAUUGGGUUGCUUUCUGCUUGUAGUCACUCUGGGUUAGUCGAAAAGGGCAAAAAAUAUUUUGAUUUGAUGAUAAAAAAAUUUAAAAUUGUACCUAGGAUCGAACACUAUGGAUGUAUGGUGGAUAUGUUAUGCAGGGCUGGACAUGUCAAAGAGGCACUGGAGUUCGUUCAAAAAAUGCCCAUUGAGCCAAACCCAAUCAUUUUGCGAACCCUCAUUAGUGCUUGUCAUGCUCGUGGUGAGCUCAAGAUUGGAGAGAGCAUCACUAAAUUGCUAAUCAGAAAUGAGCCUAUGCAUGGAUCCAACUAUGUAUUACUUUCCAACAUUUAUGCAAAAAUGUCCCAUUGGGAGAAGAAAACCAAAAUUAGAGAGGUUAUGGACAAGAAGGGGAUGAAAAAGAUUCCUGGGAGCACUAUGAUUGAGCUCGACAAUGAAAUUUAUGAAUUUGUGGCUGGAGAUAAAUCACAUUGGCAGUACAAGGAAAUUUAUGAGAUGGUAGACGAAAUGGGGAGGGAGUUGAAGAAGGCUGGAUAUGCUCCCACUACAUCAGAGGUGUUACUAGAUAUUGAUGAAGAAGAUAAGGAAGAUGCUUUGAAUAGGCACAGUGAAAAGCUGGCUAUUGCUUUUGCUCUUCUCAAUACACCACCAGGAACUCCUAUACGGAUUGUGAAGAAUUUGCGAAUUUGUGGUGAUUGCCACUCUGCUACUAAGUUCAUCUCCAAGAUUUAUAAACGAGAAAUAGUGGUGAGGGAUCGGAACCGGUUUCACCAUUUCAAGGAAGGGUUUUGCUCGUGUAGAGAUUUCUGGUGACGAACUAGGUGUAAUUUCAUUAGUAUUGAUUCUGUAACUGAAAUCAUAAUUGUCUUGGCUGAUGGAUUCUCGUGAGAAUUGUAAUGCGACAGAUCAUGCUUGACUCCCGUCUUGUGGUCAUUCAGUAAUUCGUAUCAUUGUGCCAAAGUUUGACCAAUCUAACAAUUUUACAACUGGAAAAGUUCCUUCCCCAAAGUUUAAUCCAAGCUGAUACUUCAAGAUAACAGCUGAAGGGUCAUCUUCUAGAAGAAUACACAAUCCAAGAUAUCUGGUGUCCAACCCAAGUGUGGAUGCUGCUGACCUGAAUUCCUGAGUUAUGCUUCUGCUGUGACUUAUCCUUAGUCUAGGGGUUUGGUCUUGGCAAAACAGUCUACAGUACUGAUCAGGUAAUCCUACUAAUACUCUGAAGAAAUGUUUGUGGUAGGGGUGAGUUUUUUUUUUUUUUUUUUUUUUUUU